AUGGCUGCUAAUAAUGUUCUUAAAUCAUCAUCGAAACAAAUGAGUGAUUCAUGGAUUGUUAUUGAUGAUCACGAAGAUUCGGACUUUGUUCUUAUUGAAAAAGAACAUCAACACUCAUCUCCACAAACUAAACGACCAUUAGGACAAAAUACUAAAACGUCAAAUAUAUCUCAACUUCCAUUAACAAAUAAUAAUAAACAAUCAAAUAAAAAACGUAAAUGGAAGGUGCUUUAUUCAUUACCAUCAACAAGUGUUCAGGGAAAUGUAAAUGCAGCAAAUCUUGAUUCAUAUGUUAUGGAUCAACAUGCACAAUUACUUGAUAAACAUGAUUUAUUUACUUGUCAACAACGUAUUAUUAAAGUCAAGUGA
Messenger RNA from Adineta steineri, 369 nucleotides. NCBI's taxonomy places the organism in Eukaryota, Metazoa, Rotifera, Eurotatoria, Adinetida, Adinetidae. The record is from the annotation of a GenBank genome assembly.